GCAAAUUCAGAAAAGACAACCUAACACAAGUAAGCAUUGGCCGUCUCUCCCCAGCACGCAUUGCUAAUAAAUUGACAAAUACAGUAGAUAUUGUACUAAAUUCCAUUACAAAUAUUACCAUUUACUCUCGUUGGGAUCUCUUUUUUGCUCUCUGUUCGUUACAUACAGACCUUAUGGCUGAACUUGAUCCUAGUUUAAAUGAAAGUGAACUAGCACAUGAACAUGAAUAUGAACUCCAAAUUCAACAAGAACAAGACCAAGAACAAGAUCAAGGACAAGGACAAGGACAAGAACAAGGACAAGAACUAGAACAAGAACUAGAACUAGAACAAGAACAAGACCAAGAACAAGAGCAAGAGCAAGAGCAAGAGCAAGAACACCAAAAUGGAAUACCAGAUAACUCACAUCCUGAUGAAAACCAGGAUCUUGGAGAUGAUUCAGUUGCUAGAGGCGAUAUAAAAUGGCCAGGGUGGCCUGGAGAGAGUGUUUUCAGGAUGCUGGUGCCUGCACAGAAGGUUGGAAGUAUAAUUGGACGUAAAGGAGAAUACAUAAAGAAAACAUGUGAAGAGACAAAGGCUCGGAUUAAGAUCCUUGAUGGUCCUUCAGGAACAAGAGAAAGAGCUGUUAUGGUAUCUGCCAAGGAAGAGCCUAAUGCUCCUCUUCCUCCUGCAGUAGAUGGUCUCCUCAGGGUUCACGAACGUGUUGUGGGCGGGCUGGAUGGUGAUUCUUUUCUCAGUCCACCAGGUGCUGGAGGCAAAGUUUCAACAAGGCUGCUUGUUCCAGCCGCUCAAGCAGGAAGUUUGAUUGGAAGACAAGGCACAACAGUUAAAUCCAUUCAGGAAGAGUCCAAUUGUGUUGUCAGAGUUCUUGGAGCAGAAGAUUUACCUGUUUUUGCUCUUCAAGACGAUAGGAUUGUAGAGGUAGUAGGGGAGCCUGCUGGCAUAUAUAAGGCAAUUGAAUUAAUUGCUACUCAUCUGAGAAAAUUUUUAGUCGACCGCAGCAUAAUUUCUAUAAUUGAAAUGCAGAUGCAAAUGCCAAACUCUGAUGUGGAACACAUGCCUCCUGCCCAAUCUUGGGGUCCGCCUCAAGCUUUUCCUCCAAGUGCACCCGGAGGUCCUGGAUAUGGAGCCAAUCCUCGUUUUGCUCCACCUCCUAGGCAAUUUGAUAAUUAUUAUCCACCUGCUGACAUGCUGCCUCCACCAGAAAAACAACCCCAUCAUGGUAUAUCAGCGUAUGGAAGAGAAGGUCCAAUGCCAAUGCAUUCUUCAUCGAACCAGUCUGCACCAUCAGUAGUCACUCAGGUCACACAGCAAAUGCAAAUUCCGCUUUCUUAUGCUGAUGCUGUAAUUGGCACUCAAGGUUCAACAAUAAGCUAUGUUCGGAGGGUUAGUGGUGCUACAGUUACCAUUCAAGAAACCAGGGGUGUUCCUGGGGAGAUGACGGUUGAGAUUAGUGGAACUGCUUCUCAAACUCAAACUGCUCAGCAAUUGAUCCAGAAUUUCAUAGCAGAUGCUGCUGCUCCACCUCAGACCCAAAACGUUCAAUCAAACGAUCAAGUCUAUAACUCUUAUGCAGCCCACGGUUCGGUAUACUCGUCUCCCCCUUCCAAUCCUAAUCUUCCUGGGCAAACCGGACGUUACGGUUCAGUCUAUGGUGGCAACUAUGGUUAUUAAGUUGGAUGAUAAAUUUAGUGUGAGGCUGAGAGUCAUUAUGUGACUGGCUGGAUAGAUGUACCGUGUGAUCCUUGUAUGAUGAUUGCCCAAAACAUUAAAUAUACAUCUUGCAGAAGUUCGGUUUAAUUUGAUACAGAGCCAAUUGGAUACUAUUCUACAUGUACCUCAACAAACUUGUCGAUCUUUGCUCAUUCGACUCUUUUGGAUAGUUUGCGAUGCUUUUAGCGCAUGAUUGGUAUGUAAUAUUAUGGAUUAAAAUCUUAAAUCGUUUUUGUUUUAGUACUCUUCAGUAU
Olea europaea var. sylvestris is the source of this 1966-nucleotide messenger RNA. Its product is annotated as flowering locus K homology domain. Gene Ontology annotation, molecular function: mRNA binding. Bases 174 to 1673 code for a protein of 499 amino acids. Gene Ontology annotation, cellular component: nucleus; cytoplasm. The transcript is spliced from 7 exons. The record is from RefSeq and is a predicted model, not a curated record. Lineage: Eukaryota; Viridiplantae; Streptophyta; Magnoliopsida; Lamiales; Oleaceae. Gene Ontology annotation, biological process: regulation of gene expression.